CGAAAAAAGAGCAAAGAAAGAGAAUCGGAAGGGUUUUUGAGGAGUGUUAGAAGACAAGAAGAAUCAAAAGCAAGAACCCUAACACAUCAAUUCCGCUCUGUCACUCUCGUCCUUCCAGGUACCGUCCUCACUCCUCCCUCCCUGCUUGCUUCUCCAGUGACGUCAUCACCAGCCUCCCAGAACUCAUCUCGCUCUUCGCUUCUCUUCCCCAUUCCUCCUUUGCCCGCCCAGAGAGGCAUGCUGCGUGACACGGCUGGUGUCAUGAUAGAAGAGCAGUUUGCAAUUUUUUUAAACAUUGUGGGUCACAAUGAGCGCAAUAGAGUUAUACAAGAACGCUUCCAGCAUUCUGGGGAAACCAUAAGCAGGCAUUUCAAUAAUGUUUUGAAGGCAAUUAAGUCGCUAUCGCGUGAAUUUCUUGAACCACCUCCUCUCACUACCCCUCCAGAGAUCCUCAGAAGUAAUAGAUUCUACCCAUACUUCAAGGAUUGCAUUGGGGUUAUUGAUGCCAUGCAUAUACCUGCCCAUGUACCGGCUAAAGAUCAAUCACGAUUUCGCAAUAAAAAGGGGGUGUUGACACAGAAUGUUUUGGCAGCAUGUACUUUGGAUCUUCAGUUUAUAUUCAUCUAUCCUGGUUGGGAAGGGUCUGUUGCGGAUUCACGUAUAUUGAAAGCUGUUCUUGAUGAUCCGGAUCAGAACUUUCCUCAAAUUCCGGAAGGAAAAUACUAUCUUGUUGAUACUGGCUAUUUGAAUAUGGAGGGCUUUAUUGCUCCAUUUGAAGGCGUCCGCUAUCACCUUCACGAAUAUAGAGGUGCUCACCAAUUACCAAGAAAUGCAAAGGAAUUGUUUAAUCAUCGCCACUCAUCUUUAAGCAAUGCUAUGUGGAAGUCCUUUAAUGUGCUAAAAGAACGAUUUCCAAUCCUUAAACUUGCUCCCCAAUAUGGUUUCCACACCCAAAGGGAUAUUGUCAUAGCUGCCUGUGUUUUACACAAUCACAUCCGGCGUGAGGAAAAGAAUGACUGGUUAUUUGAGAGUGUUGGUGCAAGAGUUGAAGAGCUGCGUGAUUUUGAUGAUCAACCAGAUCCACAGUUGGCUUUCCAGAUACAAGAUCAGAUGGCAGCCUCUUUAAGAGACUCAAUUACCACAGCAAUGUGGAAUGAUUUUUACAAUGAUUGGGAGGAAUGGUAACUCAUGUUUUAGGAUGUCAUUUUGUGCCAAGGCCUGUUGUCUUGCCUACCUUUUUUGGGGCACCUGGACAGCCGAAUGCUAUACUUUGCACUUGGACUAGCUUCUAAACCCUGCUUUAUUAGGUUAACAGUUCUGUUCAAUGGGAAAGGACGGGUGGUAACUUUGCCUUCUCUGUAGCUGCUACUAUGAUGUGAGUAACGUAUCUAGGAGCCAAUGGGGCACUAUUUUGAUGUGCUUAUGUGGAUAUUUCAAUGGACUAGCCUAGGAGAUAAUUAACCCCCUCUUGUUUUGCUUGGUUCUUUUGUACAGGCUAGAUUGAAUAGAAGUCCAGUGAAACUCUCCCCCUGGAUCCUAAAAUUGUCUUUGUUGCGGUAGCAGGAUGUCUAAUUGCACUUGAUGUUUUCUGUAUGAAUUUAAACUUAUUUUCCCAGAUUAUCUGGAGCUCUAAUUGCCUCAUAGGAAACCUUUUUGUGAAACUACAA
Coffea arabica (coffee) is the source of this 1667-nucleotide messenger RNA. The record is from RefSeq and is a predicted model, not a curated record. NCBI's taxonomy places the organism in Eukaryota, Viridiplantae, Streptophyta, Magnoliopsida, Gentianales, Rubiaceae.